CCAGCGCUGACUUCACCUGCUGCAGGUGUGGAAGUGAAGGAGACUCUGACAGGAAGUGAGGGAGGAAACGUCACUCUGCCUGCCUCUGUGGGAGAAUCAGGACUUCUGAUUUUUGAAAUCACAACUUUGGCUGUAGUUCAUGACCGGAAGUUAGACAUCUGGCAGGAACGUUACAGGGACAGGAUAGUGUGGAACAGAACUACUGGACUCUUUACAAUCACAGCGCUGCAGAGAGAUGACACCGGGAUCUAUACCGUUGAAUCUAACAAAGGAAACGUUUUUGUUAAGUCCUACAGUCUCACAGUGUUUGCCCCUGUAGCUGGUCCUGCAGGUAAACCUGUCAAUGAGAGCUGCUUCCUGCUGUGUUCUGUGGAUAAAGCUGCAGACGUCAAACUGCGGUGGUCCAGAGACGAGCAGAUGCAGAACCAGAUCAGCUCUACUGAGUCUCUGCUGCUCACCGUGACCCAGCAGAACCUCAGCUCCUCUUACAGAUGUGAGGCUGGAAACCCUGCAGAGAAUAAAAGCCUUCAGAUGGACGCUGAGACGUUCUGCAGCGGACUGAACCUCACAGGUGAAUUGGAGCCAAUCUGUUGUCCUGAAGACGAGGAAGGUAGAAAACCAGAAGAACCUCAGAGCUAUAACUCUGAGGUCUGGUGGUUCCUGCUUCCUCUGCUGGUGUUCAAAACAGCUGCUGUUGUUGUUUUUGUUGUCGUCAUUUUGACAAAAAUCAUCCAGAACAGCUGCACACGGGCGUAAUAAUAAUAGUAAUAAUUGUGUUAGUAAUAAGUGGUAAUAAGUAAUAAUCGUAAUAAGUGUUCAGAUGAGACGGCAGGCGUUGGUUAAACACCAAACGAUGUGAGACUUCCCAAAACUAAUCACAUCUUUGUGUGCUUAUUGUGCUUUUUUUGUUUGUUUUUUUAUAUAUGACGUGGAUUUCUACCAAACUGUGACCUAAAAAGACAGAACAGGAAAACAAGAAGAAAAAUUAAGAUGAUUCUGUGAAUCCUGAACAACCUUGUUGUGCAGUUUAACACACUGAGGGUCAGAGUUACCUCUAAACUAUUUUGCAAGUUGUGUUGAAUUUGCACAGAAUUGACAUUAAUCCACUGCUUCAUUUAAAUAUUUUAUUUUCCACCAGAUAAAUGGAAGAAACACAAUGUUUACUCUACCGAUUAGUCAAUUUUUAGCUGAAUUCUUUUGUUUUUGGACACGUUUUAUCACAAAGGCUUCAGUUCAGCUUUUACGCAAAUACACUGCCAGUCCAAAAAAAAAAAAAAAGACACAACCUGGAUUUAGCUAAUCAAAUAGUUCAGAUCCUUCCAUUGGAUAAUAACUGCAGUGAUGAAACAACUUCUUUAACUGGAGCUGAUGCAGUGAGGAGCUUCUCAUUUCUUAAAUGUUGGAAGACAUUUCCUGUGGUCAUGGAAAGGAUGUUAAUCUGUCUCAGAAGGGUCAAAUUAUUGGCCUGCAUCAAACAAAGAAAACAACCAAGAAGAUGAAACAACUAAAAUCAGGUUAAGAACCGUCCAACGCAUCAUUAAAACCUGAAGGAUAGCGGAGAACCUUCAUCUUCAGGAACAAACUCUUAGAUGAUUGUAGGAAACCAACAGUAGAACCCACAGCUGUUUAAUAGUGAAAGGAAGAACAUUUCCACAUGAAGGAAACUCAAAGGAUUGGGACUAAACAGCUGUAGCUCUAAGAAAACCACUGAUCAGUUUGCUGUGGAGCAUAAAGAUUGGACUCUGGAUCAAUGGAAGAAGGUCAUGUGGUCUGAUGAGUCCAGAUUUACCCUGUUCCAGAGUGAUGGGGGCAGAAGUUUAGGUUUGGUUUUGGUCCUGAUUUUGUGCUGGUUUGAGACUUUUUAAGGACUGGUUUCCGACUGUCUGAGGCAGGUCUUUUUUAACCCCAAGAACACCAAACCUACCAUCAAGCAUGGAGGUGGCAGUAUCAUGCGCUGUGGAAGUAAAUGGAAUAAUGAAGAAGGAGAAUUACCUCCAUGUUCUUCAGGAAAAUCUAAAACCAUCAGCAGAAGGUUGAUCUUGGACACAGUUGGAUGUUUCAACCAGACAAUGAGUCCAAACACACAUCAGACGUGGUAAAGAAAUGGUUCCAUCAGGAUGGAAUGAAGGUUCUAGACUGGUCUCCACAAAGUCCUGACUUAGGACCGAUUAAGAACCUGAAGAACCAAGUCAGAGUCAGAAAGACGGCAUGUUUCAAUUCUGGUGCUGUUCCACUACAUGUCUUCUUUCUGACUCAGAAUUGUGUCAGGAAAGAAAGUGGCAGUAUCAUUGUGCUUUGUCAUCUUUCUGACUCAGACCUGAGUCUGUUAAAUUGAUAGUAUGAUGACUAUGUCAGGAUUCAUGGGGUUCACAUUGUAAAUGAUUGGAUCAGGGAGAUGAGAUGGAUCAGACCUCAGCCCCACGAAGAACCUUUGGGAUGUUCUGGAGAAGACUUUGUCCGACUCUCCCAUCAUCAAUAGAAGAUCUUGGUAAAAAAGGAAUCCAUCUCGAGACAGAUGCCCCCCGGUCAGACGUUACGGGGCGGAACGAAUAUUCGGAAAUUCGUCUUUAAUAGGGCCCGAAUAUUCGGAGGCCAGAAACCACUAUUUGGGCCAGCCCUAGACACCACAGUGGAUGUGUGUCGUUCUCAGAGCUUAAGGCAGUCCACUGACAUAUCAGUGCUUGACUUUUUUUUUUGGACAGGCAGUGUUUAAUAGCCCUAUAAGGUACAGUCAAUUCCAGCCAUUUUCAGUACAAAAAAUCGCUAAUAUUCUAUUUGUAAAUGAAAAUAUGACGAGAAAUACAGGGAAUACUGGACGCGCAUCGCGAGGUGCAUUUCCUUGAAAACGACCGAUUCGUGGAUUUUAUACCGACUUCAAGACAUGUUUUGGAAAAAAUAUUUUACUGGCUUGUUUCGUCUGGAUGUAAAAGGUUGGAUUAUGGCCGUUUUUUGUGGAAUAUUUUCAUCUGUGUGUAAUAAUGAACCCACAAAUGUCAGUCGUGCUGUGUGCGUUGAAGCCGUGUACAGAGAAAGGAUGGAUGGAUAUUUGUUGUUUGUCGGACAAAUGUGUUUUUCUCACCCGCUGUGGUAAUCGCAUCUGAAAGUGGUUUAUACCGGCGGAUUCAUGAGAAUCUAAGCUUUCCAUCGGCGUAUACUGUUUGUAUAAUCACGUUUGCAGCUUCAGAUAUUUAAGGAAAUGCUUAUGCAGAUCUCAAAGUGUUCCGCGGGCGGGACACUGAAGCGCAACGGGUUAAGUAAAUUCUUGCUUGUUGUUUUUUUUUUUUUGUUUGCUUGAUUGUUUCGUGUCCGGUUUGCGUCUUUUUUUUUCUUCAGAGAUACAGACAGAUCUCCUCGGCAGCACUAAUGCUUCACUAAGUGUUGGUUAAACUUAGAAACAGAGUUCGUCUAGCGGUGAGUCGAGCUACUUUCAGCCGCAUCUUUGAGGAAUUCUUGCUUUAAAGGGAAGUGAAACGACUGUGGUUCUUAUGGCAUCAUGAAACCAAACAAAAGCACACUCACUUCAAUGUUUUACCUUAAUUAUAUUCCAGAUUAGUCUGGUAUAACUGACAGUGUAUUAUAUUAAUAUUCAGUCAUUUUAAUGAACUUAAUUAUUAUAAUUACUGAUGGUUAAAUAUGUGACCUGUAUGAGGAUGAGCUAAAUCAUUCGUUUUUGUGCAGGAUUCCUUUUAUUUAUUAAAAAAAUAGAUGGAUUUUAAAAGGAUGUAGAUUUUUCAACAACAAAAAAAAAAGAUCUUGUUAUUAGCUGAUGCACAUCGUGGAAUUUUAUUAUUAUUUUUAUUUAUUUAUUCACUAUUUAAAGUAAAU
This is a messenger RNA of Acanthochromis polyacanthus (spiny chromis), 3825 nucleotides long. RefSeq names its product T-lymphocyte surface antigen Ly-9-like. The annotation marks the transcript as partial. The transcript is spliced from 4 exons. The record is from RefSeq and is a predicted model, not a curated record. NCBI's taxonomy places the organism in Eukaryota, Metazoa, Chordata, Actinopteri, Pomacentridae.